UGUCUCUGUUAUCACCGGAGCACGAGCCGCUGGGUGUGACGUCACGGUCACGUUGGCUGCGGGAGGUAUAAUGUGCUGACACAGCAGGAGAGAGAGAGAGAGAGAGACGGACUGAGGACUGAGGAUGGAGGACGACUGUCAACCGCUGCUGAACUCUGACUCUCACCGAGGAUCCACCGACUCCCUGGACCUGAAGAAUAAACGGCCGUUCCACGUGGAGCCCAGAAACAUCGUAGACGAUGAUCCUCAGGAACGAGUUUCUGCUGAAGCCGCCAUCUUAAACAGCAGAGUUCAUUAUUACAGUCGACUGACGGGCUCCUCUGAUAGGUUGCUGAGUCCUCCAAACCAUGUGAUCCCCACCCCAGAGGAGAUCUACGUCUACAGCCCGCUGGGAACGGCGUUCAAAGUGACGGGCAGCGAUGGCUUGUCCAAAAACCCCAGCAUCAUCACCAUAUUUGCGAUCUGGAACACGAUGAUGGGCACGUCGAUCCUGAGCAUUCCGUGGGGAAUCAAACAGGCCGGGUUCACGCUUGGCGUCCUCCUCCUCGUCUUCACCGGUCUGCUCAUGCUCUACUGCUGCUACAUCGUCCUCCGGUCACCCAGAGCCAUACCGUAUGUGGACACAUCGGAGUGGGAGUUCCCCGAUGUCUGCAGGUAUUAUUUUGGAAAGUUCGGUCAGUGGUCCAGUCUGCUCUUCUCCAUGGUGUCUCUGAUCGGAGCCAUGGUGGUCUACUGGGUCCUCAUGUCCAACUUCCUCUACAACACGGGACAGUUCAUCUACAAUUACGCUCACAACGUCAACGUUUCAGACUCAGAGUUUGGGACCAACGGCUCGGACAGAGUGAUCUGUCCCUAUCCAAACACGGACCCCGGGGGGAACCUGACCUUCAGCACCUUCUUCAUCAGUGGGAAUGAAACUGACGGGAACUCUUUUGAACAGUGGUGGAGUAAAACCAACACCAUCCCUCUGUACCUGAUCGUCCUGCUGCUGCCGCUGCUCUGUUUCCGCUCCGCCUCCUUCUUCGCCAGGUUCACCUUCCUAGGUACCAUCUCAGUGGUCUACCUGAUCACACUGGUCACCAUCAAAGCUGUCCGCCUUGGCUUCCACCUGGAGUUCCACUGGUUCCUUCCCACACAGUUCUAUGUUCCAGAGCUCAGACUUCUCUUCCCUCAGCUGACAGGAGUCCUCACGCUGGCCUUCUUCAUCCACAACUGCAUCAUCACACUGAUGAAGAGCAACAGGAACCAAGAGAACAACGUGCGGGACCUGUCAGUGGCAUACCUCCUGGUAGGAGUGACGUAUCUGUAUGUGGGAGUGUUGAUCUUUGCUGCCUUCCCCUCUCCUCCUCUCUCCAAAGACUGCAUUGAACCAAACUUCCUGGAUAACUUCCCCAGUGAUGAUGUGAUGGUGUUUGUGGCUCGGGGCUUCCUGCUGUUCCAGAUGAUUACGGUUUACCCCCUACUGGGCUACCUGGUCCGGGUCCAGAUGAUGGGCCAGAUAUUUGGAAACCAUUACCCCAGUUUCUUUCAUGUUCUGGCUUUGAACAUUUUAAUCGUUGGAUCUGGAGUCCUGGUGGCAAGAUUUUAUCCAAACAUCGGAUCCAUCAUCAGGUUCUCUGGAGCGACCUGUGGUCUGGCUCUGGUUUUUGUCUUUCCAGCUUUAGUCCACAUGAUUUCUCUGAGACGUCAGGGGUUGCUCCGCUGGCCGUCAGCUGUCUUCCACAGUCUCCUGAUUGUUCUGGGUGUGGCCAACCUGCUGGCUCAGUUCUUCAUGUAGAACGUAAAGACACUUUUCACUGUCAGAAAAUCAACAGGAUGAAAGUUGGACUCAGGGUCUGAUCUCCUGCGGGGGAGAAGAUGAACUCUCUGUGAGAUUAGAACAGAAGAUGUGAAUGUUUCCCGUCAGUCUGUUGGCUUUGUGUUUGUUGUUCAGUCAGACUCUUAACAACCAGGAGAGACGUUUGAUCAUCAUGUUGAAAUAAUUACAGCGAAUCACAUGACAUAGAUCAGCUGAUGGGAUAACUGUCUGCUGCCCCCUGCUGGAGUUGUUUUAUGUGUUACAGCUGAUUUUAUUCUUCUAUAAAGGGAAUCAUGUGUUGGUGAUGAGACAUUUUAUAUGUUAUAUUUUAAUUUUUAUGUUCACAUGUUACCUCUUUUCUAGAAACUGUGUUUAAAGUAUUUUACUAAUGAUAGGACAGACAAAGGGAAUUUAUUUAGAGUGUAAAUAAACUGUUUUUGUCCAUGACAACUUUUUUUUUGCUUUUAAUAAAACACUUUUAAUCAAAGAAAAAGUCAGACUAAUAAAAAUGAUUAUCCAAACUGUCA
Labrus mixtus (cuckoo wrasse) is the source of this 2325-nucleotide messenger RNA. RefSeq names its product solute carrier family 38 member 9 (gene slc38a9). The record is from RefSeq and is a predicted model, not a curated record. The coding region runs from base 125 to 1777 and encodes 550 amino acids. NCBI's taxonomy places the organism in Eukaryota, Metazoa, Chordata, Actinopteri, Labriformes, Labridae. Gene Ontology annotation, molecular function: amino acid transmembrane transporter activity. The transcript has 15 exons. Gene Ontology annotation, biological process: amino acid transmembrane transport.